Rhipicephalus sanguineus (brown dog tick) is the source of this 1163-nucleotide messenger RNA. RefSeq names its product progranulin. The record is from RefSeq and is a predicted model, not a curated record. NCBI's taxonomy places the organism in Eukaryota, Metazoa, Arthropoda, Arachnida, Ixodida, Ixodidae. The coding region runs from base 1 to 1113 and encodes 370 amino acids. Gene Ontology annotation, cellular component: extracellular region. The transcript has 5 exons.
AUGCAGUACGCUGCUUUGUGGUUCUGUGCCACUUUUUCAAGCACGGUAUUCCUAGAAGGUGCUGCCCACGGAUCUGGUGUUCGAAAGUGCCCCGACGGCGGCAAAUGCGUCCUCGGCACCAGCUGCAUGAACAUUUCACCCGGUUUGGACAGCUAUGGCUGCUGUCCUUACGACAGAGGCGUGCCUUGCCUUUACAAAAGCGACACAGGCAGCUCCAGUGAGAAACAUGGCUGCUGUCCGCGUGGACACCGUUGCCAGCAAGGAGCGUGCUUCUACGACGAAGGCGGUGUCACCUUGUCGUACGCACCAGCCGCUCUUCUGCCUCCUCUGCGCAGGAGCCUGCGCAGCUCGUCUUGCAGUCCGAAGGAGACGGUUCAGUGCCAAGACCACACCACGUGCCCUGCUGGCAACAGCUGCUGCCACACGCCCGAGUACCCGGUGGGAACGUACUCCUGCUGCCCGUACGAGUACGGACAGGUGUGCUGCCCGGACGGCUCCUGCUGCGCCGCGGGAUACCGCUGCGAGCCACGAUGGGGCAUCUGCACGCCCACGCUGGCAGGGAGCGCACUCAACGGUACGAGAGCAGCCACCAGACGGUUGCUGAUGCCCGUUCCUGCAAAGAGGGGGCCAAGGGCGAAGCCUCCCCCCGCUAGGAGUACAUCUGGCGCACCGUGGAUUGAGUGUCCGGACGGCACCUACUGCCACCGGAACUCGACGUGCUGCUUCGCCCAUUCCUCGUCCUCGGCGCGUUCUUCAGCUUCCCUCCAAUACGCCUGCUGUCCUCACGAGCACGCCCAGUGCUGCGACGACGGAGAGCACUGUUGUCCACGCGGCACACAGUGCGAGCACUUCGACCAGUCAAAAGGUCAUAUGUGCCAUUCGCUGAAUGAAGAACCCGGACAGACUGUCCUCGCCUCCAAGAAGUACCCCAGCCUGAAAAGCGUGCCCGGGGCCACGUACCCUUCGGUGCCGUGUCCUACGUGGAUGGUGUGCAGCUCGGGCUCCUGCUGCCGCAACGAGUACGGGGCCUAUCGAUGCAGUCCGUACGCAGGAGGAGUGUGCUGCGCCUCGGGCAUCUCCGGAUGUCCGCCUAACACGGAGUGCGUCGACUGAGCCUCUGCGCGAGGACAAGCAUUCCACGAAUGCGCUAUGUAAUAAAUACC